Messenger RNA from Cervus elaphus (red deer), 7286 nucleotides. RefSeq names its product AT-hook DNA binding motif containing 1 (gene AHDC1). The coding region runs from base 1839 to 6632 and encodes 1597 amino acids. The transcript is spliced from 6 exons. The record is from RefSeq and is a predicted model, not a curated record. Lineage: Eukaryota; Metazoa; Chordata; Mammalia; Artiodactyla; Cervidae.
UCGUGGCCCAAGGGGUCAGGGAGAGCUCCUAGCCUGGAGCCCCAGCCAGAAUGGCAGUGCUUUGUCAUCCUAAGGUCAGGGGAGGUGGAGGUGAGCUUGCUGGAAAGGUUAGAGGUAGCGUGUUGUGGACCUGCUCCCAUUCUGUGUCCCAUUUAUGACUCUGAUGGCCAACACUGAGGAUUGAGGAAGCUUAAAGUUAGGAGACUACCCGCCCUCAACACACAUACACUGAUUAGUGAGAGAGGCUGCCUGCUACUAGACAGUGACAUUGGGAUGUGUUUGGGGUGGUGAAUUAUCCUGACUCUGAGAUGGCUUUGCUGUGUGUGAUGGAGGCGUUAUAUAGAGUGUAGGAUGGUGUGGUGGGAAGGCAGAGAUAAUACAUGGAAGAACAUGGACUCUGAAGUAAAGCCUGACCUGGGUUCAAAUCCUUGCCUCUGUCUCAGACAAGCUUUUUAACCUAAGCCUCAGUUUCCCCAACUACAAAAUGGGACUGAUCAUCUUCAUCAUAAAGGGCAAUCGUGAGGGUUGGGAGAGAGAACAAGUGCUCAGUAAAAAGUAACCCUUAAUGGGCCUUAUUGUGUCCCAAGGCUCCAGAGGAGUUGGUGAGCUACAGCUGGUCUGAGGAAGAGGAGAGUUAGGAGACUGUAACGGGGUCAGUGUCCCCAGGGCUCUGCGUGAGGCUGUGGGAGUAUCCAGGUCACUUGGGGUUGGAUGGGGUGAGGUAAAUGAUGUUUAGUCUGUAGCAAGGGGUGGUUGGGGCAAGGUUCUUCUUAACAGCCGACCUCUGAGGCUGGCGACAGCCCCUCUGCUGCCUACCCCUGCGGGUUUGUGCAGCCAUAUGUGGGUGUAGCCUGUCCCCGGAGUGUGGCUGUAGGUAUGUUUGAGAAGGCGCAGGCAUCCCAAGAAAGAACAAGUCGCCUUUUGUACAAGCCCAGCCCCGGGCCGGGUUGGGCCCUCUCUGGGGGAUCCCCUGUUUCUGCGCCCGGCUCUUAGCCCACGGGACAGCGCCCCAGCCACGCCCGCCACCCGAGGGGGCUGCGAGGCUGCCUGAGCGCCCCCUCCCGGGAGACCCACGCUUCGGGCUUGGAGCUGGGGGUGCGGGGUGCGGGGAGUGGUCUGGGACAGGGGGCGUGUCCGGAGGCCUGCCCCGCCCAUGUGACGUCACCCCAGGUGCUACCAAUCUCCGGGAGUCGUGCCCACGGGCGACCCGCCCCUUCCAGGCUCCGCGCUCUGAGAUCUGGAGGCGCCGUGGGUGGAGGCGGCGGCAGGGCCGGCCCACGGGGCGGGGAGACCAUUGAAAGGCCUCGCCCUUCCUGCCUUGGGCGGGGCUGAGCACACGAACCCUGAGAACGAACCGAGCUGCUCUCUUUGAACCUCACAAGACCUCGCUUCCUGGAGCACUCAACCUUCUUGCCCACCUGUCCAAAUCCUACCAGAUGGGAGCUUGCCUGCCUGUCUACCCAUUGGCCUGGACCCCAGAGCCUGCCCAGCUAAGUGCGUGCAGAGGGCCCCGGGUUCGGGGCGAUUCUCAGGCUGCCGAAGAGACCACCCUGGAAUCACUGGUGAAGACAGGCCUUUGUUGCUGAGCUGGGUCUGUCUGCACAGCUUGCUCAGGCGCUGUCCACGCCCCGAGGCCUGGGCUCAGGCCAAAGUUGCUUCACAACACCCUCAGCUGACAGCCAGCGACUGGCAGAGCCCCCAGGCACGGGGGCCCUCUCUCUUCCAGAGAUCUCCAGUGUGACAGCCCAGGCGGCAGAGCCGAGGGUCCUGGUCCCGGCUUCUCGCACCCUCAUGUCAGUCCCGGCCCCGCCCGGCGGCCCUCGGAGGACAAGGUCAGGAUGCGUGUGAAGCCCCAGGGCCUGGUGGUGACUUCCAGUGCCGUGUGCAGCUCUCCUGACUACCUCCGGGAGCCCAAGUACUACCCCGGCGGCCCCCCCACCCCCCGGCCCCUGCUUCCCGCCCGGCCCCCCGCCAGCCCACCCGACAAGGCCUUCGCCCACACCUUCUCCGAGAACCCGCGCCCACCCCCACGCCGGGACCCCAGCACCCGGCGCCCACCAGUCCUUGCCAAGGGGGACGACCCGCUGCCCCCAAGGGCGGCCCGUCCUGUCUCCCAGGCCCGCUGCCCCACACCCGCGGGAGACAGCAGCAGCAGCUCCCGAAGGCGCUGGGACAACGGGCGGGCGACCCUGCGUCCAGUGGUCCAGCUGAUCGACAUCAUGAAGGACCUGACCCGGCUCUCCCAGGACCUGCAGCACAGCGGCGUGCACCUGGACUGUGGUGGUCUCCGGCUCAGCCGCCCCCCGGCCCCGCCCCCCGGGGACCUGCAGUACAGCUUCUUCUCCUCACCCAGCCUGGCCAACAGCAUCCGCAGCCCGGAGGAGCGGGCCACCCCCCACGCCAAGUCCGAGAGGCCCAGCCACCCCUUGUACGAGCCUGAGCCUGAGCCUCAGGACAGCCCCCAGCCCGGCCAAGGCCACAGUCCCGGAGCCACGGCCGCGGCCACUGGUUUGCCACCCGAGCCUGAGCCCGACGGGCCCGAUUACUCAGAACUCGCUGACGCCGACAUCCUUAGUGAGCUGGCCUCUCUCACUUGCCCCGAGGCCCAGCUGCUGGAGGCCCAGGCCCUCGAGCCGCCAUCGCCUGAGCCCGAGCCUCAGCUCUUGGACCCCCAACCCCGCUUCUUGGACCCGCAGGCUCUAGAGCCGCUCGGGGAAGCUUUGGAGCUGCCGCCCCUGCAGCCCCUGGCUGAUCCUCUGGGGUUGCCGAGCCUGGCGCUACAGGCUCUGGACACCCUGCCCGACUCCCUGGAGUCGCAGCUGCUUGACCCGCAGGCACUUGACCCCCUGCCCAAGUUGCUUGACGUCCCCGGCCGCCGCCUGGAGCCCCAGCAGCCCCUGGGACCCUGCCCACUGGCCGAGCCCUUGCGCCUGGACUUGUGCUCACCCCAUGGCCCUCCGGGGCCUGAGGGUCACCCCAAAUACGCCUUGCGGCGCACCGAUAGGCCAAAGAUCCUGUGUCGCCGACGGAAAGCCGGACGGGGACGCAAGGCAGAUGCCGGCCCCGAGGGCCACCUGCUCCCCCUGCCUAUGCCCACCGGGUUGGCCGCCGCACUGGCCGAGCCACCCCCACCGCCUCCUCCACCGCCUCCUGCCCUGCCCGGGCCAGUUCCCGUCCCGGAGCUGGAGCCCGAAGCCUCCCAGACCCCGGUGGUCCCUCCCCGCAAAGGCAAGUGCCGGGGCGUCCGGCGCAUGGUGGUGAAGAUGGCCAAGAUCCCCGUGUCCCUGGGGCGGCGGAACAAGACCACGUACAAGGUGUCGUCUCUGAGCAGCAGCCUGAGCGUGGAGGGCAAGGAGCUGGGCCUGCGCGUGUCCGCCGAGCCCACCCCGCUGCUGAAGAUGAAGAACAAUGGCCGCAACGUGGUGGUGGUCUUCCCACCCGGCGAGAUGCCCAUCAUUCUCAAGCGGAAGCGCGGCCGCCCUCCCAAGAACCUGCUGCUGGGCCCCGGCAAGCCCAAGGAGCCGGUGGUGGUGGCAGCCGAGGCGGCCACCAUGGCGGCAGCCAGCAUGGCCAUGCCGGAGGUAAAGAAGCGCCGGCGGCGGAAGCAGAAGCUGGCGUCCCCCCAGCCGUCCUAUGCGGCGGACGCCAACGACAGCAAGGCCGAGUAUUCAGAUGUCCUCGCCAAGCUGGCCUUCCUGAACCGUCAGAGUCAGUGCGCCGGGCGGUGCUCCCCGCCCCGCUGCUGGACGCCCAGCGAACCCGAGUCCGUGCACCAGGCGCCCGACACCCAGAGCAUCUCCCACUUCCUGCAUCGCGUGCAGGGCUUCCGUCGGCGAGGUGGCAAAGCAGGCGGCUUCGGUGGCCGGGGUGGGGGCCAUGCAGCCAAGGCCGCCCGGUGCUCCUUCAGUGACUUCUUUGAGGGCAUCGGAAAGAAGAAGAAGGUGGUGGCCGUGGCAGCCGCGGGGGUCGGGGGCCCUGGCCUCACUGAGCUGGGGCACCCGCGCAAGCGAGGCCGGGGGGAGGUAGACGCCGUAACUGGGAAGCCCAAACGCAAGAGGCGGUCCCGGAAGAACGGGACUCUGUUCCCAGAGCAGGUGCCCAGCGGCCCCGGCUUUGGGGAGGCGGGCACUGAGUGGGCCGGGGACAAGGGUGGCGGCUGGGCCCCUCACCACGGGCACCCAGGCGGGCAGGCUGGCCGAAACUGUGGGUUCCAGGGGACCGAGGCCCGGGCCUUUGCCUCCACUGGGCUAGAGAGCGGGGCUUCAGGCCGUGGCAGCUACUACAGCGCGGCCGCGCCCGCGGGCCAGGCCGAGCUCAGCCAGGAGCGCCAAAACCUCUUCACCGGCUAUUUCCGCUCCCUGCUCGAUUCCGACGACUCCUCCGACCUCUUGGACUUUGCUCUCUCGGCCUCUCGGCCCGAGUCCCGGAAGGCAUCAGGCACCUACGCAGGGCCCCCCACCAGCGCCCUGCCUGCCCAGCGGGGCCUGGCCACCUUUCCCAGCCGGGGAGCCAAGGCCAGCCCAGUAGCCGUGGGCAGUGGCGGGGCUGGGGCUGAGCCCUCCUUCCAGCCGGUGCUGUCCGCUCGCCAGACUUUCCCACCCGGGCGGGCAGCGAGCUAUGGGCUCACCCCGGCCACUUCAGACUGCCGGGCUGCAGAGACCUUCCCCAAGCUGGCGCCCCCGCCUUCUGCCGUGGCCCGCUCACCUACCACCCACCCGCCCGCCAACACCUAUCCCCCGCAGUACGGCGGCUAUGGGGCUGGACAAAGCGUAUUUGCCCCGGCUAAGCCCUUCACGGGCCAGGACUGCGCUAACAGCAAGGACUGCAGCUUUGCAUAUGGCAGCGGCAACAGCCUACCUGCCUCACCCAGCAGCGCCCACAGCGCCGGCUAUGCCCCACCGCCUACCGGUGGCCCCUGCCUGCCACCAAGCAAGGCCUCCUUCUUCAACAGCUCCGAGGGGGCCCCCUUCUCUGGUUCAGCCCCCACACCUCUGCGCUGUGACAGCCGGGCCAGCACGGUCUCGCCCGGCGGCUACAUGGUGCCCAAGGGCACCACGGCCUCUGCCACCUCCGCCGCCUCCUCGUCGUCCUCGUCCUUCCAGCCCUCGCCUGAGAACUGUCGGCAGUUUGCGGGGGCUUCUCAGUGGCCUUUCCGGCAGGGCUACGGAGGCCUGGACUGGGCCUCAGAGGCCUUCAGUCAGCUCUACAAUCCCGGCUUUGACUGCCAUGUCAGCGAGCCCAACGUGAUCCUGGACAUCUCCAACUACACCCCGCAGAAGGUGAAGCAGCAGACAGCCGUGUCCGAGACCUUCUCCGAGUCCUCCUCCGACAGCACCCAAUUCAAUCAGCCGGUCGGCGGCGGUUUCCGGCGUGCCAACAGCGAGGCCUCGAGCAGCGAGGGCCAGUCGAGCCUGUCCAGCCUGGAGAAACUGAUGAUGGACUGGAACGAGGCCUCGUCCGCCCCCGGUUACAACUGGAACCAGAGCGUCCUCUUCCAGAGCAGCUCCAAGCCUGGCCGUGGCCGGCGGAAGAAGGUGGACCUGUUCGAGGCCUCGCAUCUGGGCUUCCCGUCGUCCGCCUCGGCCACUGCCUCGGGCUACCCGUCCAAACGGAGCACCGGGCCCCGGCAGCCUCGGGGUGGCCGGGGCGGUGGCGCCUGCUCGGCCAAGAAGGAGCGGGGUGGGGCGGCGGCCAAAGCCAAGUUCAUCCCCAAGCCGCAGCCCGUCAACCCCCUGUUCCAGGACAGCCCAGACCUCGGCCUGGACUACUACAGUGGGGACAGCAGCAUGUCCCCGCUGCCCUCCCAAUCGAGGGCCUUCAGUGUGGGCGAGCGAGACCCCUGUGACUUCAUGGGACCCUACUCCAUGAACCCAUCCACGCCAUCCGAUGGCACCUUCGGCCAAGGCUUCCACUGCGAUUCGCCUAGCCUGGGUGCCCCUGAGCUGGAUGGCAAGCAUUUCCCACCGCUGGCCCACCCGCCCACGGUGUUUGAUGCAGGUCUGCAGAAGGCAUACUCGCCUACCUGCUCACCCACCCUGGGCUUCAAGGAAGAGCUGCGGCCGCCGCCCACAAAGCUGGCUGCCUGUGAGCCCCUCAAGCACGGGCUCCAGGGGGCCAGCCUGGGCCACGCGGCUGCAGCCCAAGCCCACCUGAGCUGCCGGGACCUGCCGCUGGGCCAGCCUCACUACGACUCCCCCAGCUGCAAGGGUACAGCGUAUUGGUACCCGCCAGGUUCAGCUGCCCGCAGCCCACCCUACGAAGGCAAGGUGGGUUCAGGGCUGCUGGCUGACUUCCUGGGCAGGACGGAGGCCGCGUGCCUCAGUGCCCCACACCUGGCUAGCCCACCGGCCACACCCAAGGCCGACAAGGAGCCGCUGGAGAUGGCCCGGCCGCCCGGCCCACCCCGUGGCCCCGCUGCAGCCGCUGCUGGCUAUGGCUGCCCACUUCUUAGUGACUUGACCCUGUCCCCCGUGCCAAGGGACUCGCUGCUGCCCCUGCAGGAUACCGCCUAUAGGUAUCCAGGCUUUAUGCCGCAGGCGCAUCCCGGCCUGGGUGGGGGCCCCAAGAGCGGCUUCCUGGGGCCCAUGGCGGAACCUCAUCCUGAGGACACAUUCACCGUCACCUCCCUGUAGUGCCAACUGAAGUGCCGACUGGACCUCGAGGUUUUGUUCCUGGCUUUCAGAAAACCAACGCCAAGACCCCUCCCAGCGUCCACAUCGUCCUCCUCUGCCUGCCCCUCUGCCUCCUGCCGCCCACCCCCCGCCCGCACCCCCUGCAGCCCUGUCCCUUGCUCCCACCCCUCCUUGUCCAUCUCCUCCACGCAGAAGCCGAAGGUGAGCCCUUUCUGCACAAAACCAGCAAUUGUAAAUACUUUUUAAAAAUGUACAAAACUUAAAAAACAAAACACAGUUUUAGAAAAAGACAAAAAAAAGAGAGAGAGAGAGCGCGCGCGUGUGCAAGAGGUUGCGAGCGGGGCCUCAUGGUGUCCAGAGCCCCUGCAAGUAUGCACUGAGAAAUUUAUCUACAGGUCGUUUGACAAAAAUGAACAAUAUCCUAUUUAUUGUAUAUACUGUUUUAUUAUAAAUCGUGGAUUGUAUAUUGCAUUCUGUAAACCUGCUGUGGUCCCGUGGUGUGCAAAUUCGCAUGGUGGGGGGGAGGGAGAAGAACCUCUUGCGGGAGCUUUUUUUUUUUUCUUUCUUUCUUAUUUUUCACUCUUUUGGGUUUUCUCUUCUGUUGUUGUUGUUGUUUUCUGUUGGCAGGACACACCCAAAGAUCCAAGUUUGUAU